UCCAGCCUGUGUCCAGUGUCCAGCCUGUGUCCAGUGUCCAGCCCGUGUCCAGCCUGUGUCCAGCCCGUGUCCAGUGUCCAGCCUGUGUCCAGUGUCCAGCCCGUGUCCAGCCUGUGUCCAGUGUCCAGCCUGUGUCCAGUGUCCAGCCCGUGUCCAGCCCGUGUCCAGCAUGUUAAACAGCAGCAGCCCGUGGCGCGGUCAGUCCUCACAGACCCCGCUCCAGCAGCUCUGGGACCACCUCCUGCUCCACCACCGGCCGCUCGUCUCUUCUCCGUUCUUCCCUCUGCUCUUGGCGUUCUCCAGUUACGUUUUCUUCAGCGUUCCGUUUGCGGUGAUGGACGUCGUGGGGGACAGGCUGCCUUAUUUCUACCAGUUCAAGAUCCAGCCGAGCAGAAAGCCCACGUUAAAGAUGAUGUGUAAGAGCUUCAUGACGGCGCUGUUUAACCAUGUGUUUUUUGUUUUGCCGGCCGUGGUCGUCGGAGCUUUCGUCCUCCCGUCGCCCGUGCUGCCUCAGGACGCCCCGACGCUCUAUGACGUGUGCGUGGACGGACUCGCCUCUCUCCUCCUCUUUGACACGCAGUAUUAUCUUUGGCAUUUCAUACACCACAAGAACCCACAGCUGUACAAAUGGAUCCACGCCGUUCACCACGAGUACAUGUCUCCUUUCUCCUGGUCAACAGAACAGCUCAGCGUCCCCGAGCUCAUGACCGUAGGAUUCUGGAGUAACCUGGACCCGAUAGUGCUGCGCUGCCACCCGCUGACCACAUGGGCCGUGACCGUGGUCAGUAUCUGGAUGAGCGUGGAGGAUCACAUCGGCUACGACCUGCCCUGGAGCCUCAGUCGCCUGGUGCCCUGUGGACUUCUGGGAGGAGCAGCGGCUCACGACCUGCACCACCAAAAACCAAACAGGAACUACGCCCCGUUCUUCAGCCACUGGGACAGACUGUUUGGGACUGAGGAGAAGCUCACGAGGAAAGAGUGA
Periophthalmus magnuspinnatus is the source of this 982-nucleotide messenger RNA. RefSeq names its product cholesterol 25-hydroxylase like 1, tandem duplicate 1 (gene ch25hl1.1). The transcript has a single exon. Gene Ontology annotation, biological process: sterol biosynthetic process; cholesterol metabolic process. Bases 170 to 982 code for a protein of 270 amino acids. Lineage: Eukaryota; Metazoa; Chordata; Actinopteri; Gobiiformes; Gobiidae. The record is from RefSeq and is a predicted model, not a curated record. Gene Ontology annotation, molecular function: steroid hydroxylase activity; C-4 methylsterol oxidase activity; iron ion binding.